Molecule: messenger RNA, 1807 nt
Organism: Melospiza melodia melodia
Lineage: Eukaryota; Metazoa; Chordata; Aves; Passeriformes; Passerellidae
Gene: TEX36
Product: testis expressed 36
Exons: 4
Coding region: 69-659 (196 amino acids)
Source: RefSeq, a predicted model, not a curated record
CCUCAGCGCGUCUCCAGGGAACCGCGGUGGCGCUGGCAGAGUGGCCGCAGCGGCAGUGACAUCGAGCCAUGGCUAAGGACGGGUCAGAGCACAGCGGGGGGCACAGUAGCGACUGGUUCACUCACGAUGGACUGGAGCUGGGCGAGCUGGAAUCAGUAACAAGCUCUUCACUAAAGCAUGUCCUGAACUCCGUCGCCGCUGUGGGCCAGGAACACAGAAUGCCGCUGCAGUACAAAGCUCGGGUGCAGAAAGCAGGAAACAACAAUUUCCCAUUCUCUUCUCAUGACAACAGACAUGACAUAUGCAAUGCAGUCGAGUAUUUUGACCUGGGCAUGGGCGUGAGGAAGUUGGAUCCAGAGAAGCAGAGACAGAACUCCCAUAACUUCUUUGAGUGGUCUCGUGCGCCGGGACGGAGCAGCCGCGAGGGCUUCGUCACCGUGUACCAGAGCACGUUUGUGUCGGGUCAGAGCCCCGAAAAUGACGAGCAGUGUCACAGGCGCUACCCCAAACACCACUGCCAGAGCCACAGCGACCAGGAACAACGCUCCAGCACACCUGCUACUGAGGAUGAGACAGCCCUGAAGCCAUCCCAGACACCCGAGACACCCGAGACAUCUUCACCACCAAACACCUCUGGAACACCCACCGAGCAAGUGUGAACUGUUCACUAGUCAAACCAAUGGUGGAGGAAUAAACAUUGAGUAAAAUGCACCUGGCAGUACCUUGAGAGUUCAUUACCUUGCAUUGCUCUGAAUACAUACAUUUCUAGAAAAGCUUUAAAGAAGAGGAGCACCACCAUCCCUGGGCAGCCAUUCCAGAACUUUAUCACCCUUUCUGUAGAACAUUUUUUUCCUAAUAUCCAACCUAAAUUUCGCUUGGUGCAGCUUGAGGCUGUGUCCUCUGGUUCUGUCAGUGCUGCCUGGAGAAAGAGCCCAAGCCCACCUGAGCACAGGCACCUUUCAGGAGCUGUAGAGAGUGAUGAGGGCACCCCUGAAUCUCUUUUUUUCCAGGCUGAGCAUCCCCAGCUCCCUCCCUUCCCUCUGAGCAGCAGCUCAGUGUUCCCAGUGCCCCCAGCCAUGGGCAGUGGAUGGGGCUGGGCCCUUCCCAGUUAUAAGGAAAAACAGGAUUGUGCAUAUUUUUAGACAUAUGUCUGCUAGGGGAACACAGACAGGGAUUGUGCUUGUGUUACCUGAUACUGGGUGACCCUCAUCUUGAUACAAAAGCUCCUUCAGCUUCUGAGUCAGUGGCAGGGCUGUACCUCAGGCAGCUGACACAGGAGCAUAAUGGACCUGGAUCCUUGAGGGAUUACCACAGCAGGGAGCCAAACCCCUGUGUGUUCAGGCAAGAGAGAAACAUUUCGGAAAGGUUUCAUGGCUGAGAAGGCAGGUGAGCAGCCAUUAGAGAAAGUAGAUAAAAAAAAAGCUGUGCAUUAGAUUGCUGUGCAAAAUCAGUGUCCUGUUUGGUAAAAGCACAGCAGUUGUAGAAGUGAAAAAAGAAAGAGUGUUGUGAACAACAUUUGUGCACUCAAAAAUUUGAUUCAUGGCUGUAAGGGGGAAAAAUCUUGAGCUGAAGUGAAAGGCUGCAUGGAGGAUUGAGUUGGGGUGGACUGGAUCUUAAAAAGAGCUCAUGAUUUUAUAGUUACAUGUCCCCAAGGAAGAUAAUUCAAACCCAAUCCUCCAAGCACUCUGCUCCCAGAACAUUCACUGGAUGUGGCAGGCAGUUGAGUCACACCUCGAGUCAGACCUCCAGAUGAUGUGUUUUCCUCUUCUGGAUCAUUUCCAUUAAUAUCAAUAAAAUAAUAAGCUAA